AGAAAAGGUUCCAACACCAAAGCAACCAUCUCAGAUCGCAUCGUUCAACUUUCCUAUCAGAGCUGGCACAAGCGAGCUCCAGUAGCUCCCUUCCCUAGUCGUCGCUUCGUUUCUUCGCCAUGGAGAUCGAGUUCGACAUGCCCAAAUUCCUGCGCGUGCACAAGAGCGGCCGCGUCGACCGGUUGGGCGGCACAGAGACCGUCCCACCCUCCCCCUCUGGGGAUCCUGCCAACGGCGUUGCCUCCAAGGACAUCGUCCUAGACCCUGCGGCCAACAUCACCGCCCGCCUCUACCUCCCCGACGCGGCGGCGGAGCCCGGGCCCGGCAAGAAGUUCCCCGUCGUUGUCUUCUUCCACGGCGGCGCUUUCUUUAUCGAAAGCACAGCCUCCCCCAUCUACCACAGGUACGCCGCCUCCCUCGCCGCCGCGGUCCCCGCCGUCGUCGUAUCAGUUGAGUACCGCCUCGCCCCGGAGCACCCUCUCCCCGCUGCCUACGACGACGCCUUUGCUGCCCUCAAGGCGGUCGUCGCCGCGUGCCGCCCGGACGGCGCCGAGCCCUGGCUCGCCGCGAACGGCGACGCGUCUCGGCUGUGCCUCGUCGGCGACAGCGCUGGCGCCAACAUGGCGCACAACACGGCGAUAAGGCUGCGGAAGGAACCCGUCGACGGCUACGGCGGCAGGGUCAGCGGGGUGGCGCUGCUGCACUCCUACUUCUGGGGGACACAACGGAUGGGCUGCGAGCCCUUGUACUUCCCCUUCGACAUGGAUCGCGUGUGGGAUGUGGCCUGCGGUGGCAGAUUCGGCCGCGACCACCCGUACAUCAACCCGGCGGCGUCGCCGGAGGAGUGGAGGCAGCUCGGGACCGGCCGCGUGCUGGUCACCACGGCGGAGCUGUGCUGGUUCGUGGAGAGGGCGCGCGCGUACCCGGAGGGGAUCAAGGCGUGCGGGUGGGAGGGCGAGAUCGAGUUGUACGAGACCAAGGGCGAGGAGCAUACCUACUUCCUGUUCAAACCCGACGGCGAGAAUGCCGCCAAGGAGCUCGCCGUCGUCGCCGAUUUCGUCAGCCGCUCCUGAGCUGAGCUUAGGUGAGUAACUCUGUAAUAAACAAGUCGCAAGUUGCCAGGCCGUCGCGAUAUUUAUUCAGAGUUUCUGAUGUGCAUCAUACUAGUACUAAGCAAGUAAUACUGUAGUACUUUUUUUUUUAAUUGAGAGAGAGAAAAGUAAUACUCGUAUUACUUCAUUUUGUUUGCAAGUUGUAGAUAGAAAAGAGCAAUACUCAUCAGGCGCAGUUGAGUUUGCGUCGGUUGUAUGAUUCUCUAAUAAAGGAACGAACACGCAUUAUUCGGUUGUGGAGCAGGAAUUAACAUGGCUG
This is a messenger RNA of Lolium perenne, 1371 nucleotides long. Its product is annotated as probable carboxylesterase 2. Gene Ontology annotation, molecular function: hydrolase activity. Lineage: Eukaryota; Viridiplantae; Streptophyta; Magnoliopsida; Poales; Poaceae. The record is from RefSeq and is a predicted model, not a curated record.